AUAAUCCUUAUCAGCCUCGCACGAGCAUUUCAUUGAUCGAAGAUGCGCUGUUCGGGGCAUUAGUUCGCAACGAAGCUUCUACGUGGCUACAGAGAAAUUUCUUCCUCUAUGCAUUAAUUUUCAGUUGAAAAUGAAACUCUUUCUGCGAUCGUUAACCCUCGCGUGGAUAAUUUUCCUGCUUGGAGUGCAGUGCGAGUUGAGUCAGAGCUUCACUUUCCUGAAUGUAACUGACUCCAAUCCAACACGCUAUCACGCACUGGGAAUGUUCAACAAUGAUCAUCCAAGCAGAAAACGGAUUGCCGUCAGAAAAUGCAACUCUUUCAACUACAUUUUCCCGGUGAAAAUCUUCUCCACCGAAGAACCAUUUUUCUGCCCAGCUGUGUUCGUCAGCACGGAUUCCCUGGUCGCGUCUGCUCUUUGUUUGAAAAUGAUGCAACAUGCGGAUGAACACCCAACGAAUCAUAUGUUCGCUUUGGUGGACCGAGAGGACGUUUUCUUCUACGAGCACGGCCGUCGGUACCUGAGCAAAAUUUUCUAUCACCCACAAUUUGAGGAUGAACCCGCGUUUUACAAUGUGGCGAUUGUGAAGCUACGCAAUCUCAUCAGAUAUGAUCGGGAUGACACAGGUCGCAGUCAUGUGGCCUGUUUGUGGUCCGAAAGAAGAUUGAAAAAUCCCCAAGCCAUUCUCGGCGAGUGGUUCGAAUUCCAACCGGAGCAGAACCCAUCCUUCCGGUGGCUUGAUCUUCCCAUCGUCCCAAACAAGGACUGUUCCGAGGCGUUAGCGAAUACAGCUCGACCCGUUCCCGAGCUGGCGAAAGGUGUGCAGGACUUCCAACUGUGUGUUCGAGAUCCCCGCAACAACACGCUGAUACGAUUCUGCGAUCCGCGCUCGUCAGGGCCACUGCUGAUGACUCUGGGAAGCACCGUUUACGUGAUUGGACUUCCAACUGUCCACAUAGAAGAUUGUGGGGUUGACGUCGAAGUGUUCAAUCGUGUAACGCAUUAUCUCGAUUGGAUUGAAACAAUUGUUUGGCCCGGUCAAGAGUAGAUCCGAUAAUGGGAGAAUUACAAUGCAAUGCGACUCAGAGACGAAGAGCGAAAAGAAGUGAAGCGAACGGAUCACCCUAAUCAUCAUCAAAUAUUCGUGAAAUCAGAUCAAUUUAUGUCGAACGUGUCAGUUUUCGGCUAUGUAAAAGAAACGCUGUGAAAAAUUGAGUCAUUUUUCAAAAACAAAA
Messenger RNA from Toxorhynchites rutilus septentrionalis, 1235 nucleotides. RefSeq names its product serine protease Hayan-like. The transcript is spliced from 4 exons. The record is from RefSeq and is a predicted model, not a curated record. Gene Ontology annotation, biological process: proteolysis. Gene Ontology annotation, molecular function: serine-type endopeptidase activity. Bases 131 to 1048 code for a protein of 305 amino acids. Lineage: Eukaryota; Metazoa; Arthropoda; Insecta; Diptera; Culicidae.